UACGUCAACAGACCUCUCACUCGAGAGUUUGAACGUAUGUGCCUGGCCGAGUUCGCGUCAGACUACAGGGUAGUCUACGGCCGGCAAACAGAAAGCCCGAAUGCCAUUCCAUUGUUGAACGAUGAAGGAUUUAUUCAAAAGAGAACCGUAGGAAAACCAGCAAUCAUUAGAUUUACUCACUUCUCUGAGGAAAAAACUCCAGAGAAGUUUUAUAGAAGAUUGCUGAAACUUUAUCUCCCACAUCGAUCCGACGCUGAUCCGAGAGAUGAAGCGCACCCCACUUAUGAAGAGUUUUAUAAGUGUAGCGACAAAUGGGGUAUGAGAGUAGAGGAAAUAGUGAGGCACAACAAAAAACGUUAUGAGGGCCAAGGAAAAAACAUGGAAGCUGCUUUUCAGCAGCUUCAUGUGUGCAGUCCUCUCGUGAAUGCUUGGAACUCUUUUGCGCCCGAAGUUGGAGUUGACCGGCUGGAGUGCCUGGCUGAAUGUGAACCUCGCGAUCAGGAGCAAAACAGUGAAGAUGUCCCAGAAUUCGGCACUAAGAAGGAUAAGGGGAGCUCUAUGCCUAGAAUAGAUGCUCCAGAGUUGAGUCCAGACUUUGUUAGGAAAAUGUACCAAAGUCUGAACGAAACUCAGGCCUCCGUUUUCUACACUGUUCGACAGUGGUGCCUUGAACUAGUCUGGGGCCACAAUCCAGAACCAUUUUAUUACUUCCUGUCGGGAGGGGCUGGAUGUGACAAAUCGCAUGUGAUUAAGUGCAUUCACCACGAGGCAACGAGAAUUCUGCGUGAGCUCCCGAGAUUUCGGGACCAUGCAGACAGGCUCUUGCUUACGCAGGCAGUGGCUGAUAGUCUGCAUUGCUCAGCACUGAGUCUACACAUCUACGCCACAAACAAAGAAGUAGACCGUCACAACGCAGACAUCGUAACUGCUUCCUACAAGGAUGCGAUUGGAGUUGCAGCUCGUGAUUUUCGAAAAGACCCCAGAACUGGCUGCAUGACGUUUGUGUUUUAAAUUAAAGGACACAAGCGAGAUUUGCCCGACAACAUAAUGGCUGCUCAAGGAGUACGCGUUAUGUUGAUCCGAAAUUUAGAUGUGGAAGACGGCCUUGUGAAUGGUACAUUUGGAACCAUUUCUAACAUUGUAAUUAGAGAACCUGAAGGCGUGAAGAUGAUUGGACUCCUGCUGGACAAUACUACAGCAGGACAGAGAUACUGCAAAAAAAUCUUAGGUCCCUCAGAUGACUCAGUGUACAUCGAAAGAUCUGAGGAGAACCUAAGUAACAAGAAGGGGGUUAUUCGCCAGCAGUUCCCCGUGAAAUUAGCUUUUGCUUGUACGGCCCACAAAGUUCAAGGAAUGACCGUGCCGUCGGCGGGUGUGUGUCUGAAGCGUGUUUUUGAACCUGGUAUGGCGUACGUCGCACUCAGCCGCACAACCUUGUUUCAAGGUCUCACCAUCCUUGACUUUGAUGAGAAAAAAAUUUACGCUGACCCCAAGAUCAAGACAGCCCUGGAAAGUAUGCCUCAUGCAUCUUUCCAGAGCUGUAGACUAUUGUUUUUGAAAUCUAUACAACAAACGCCAAAGGUUUUCACAAUUGUCCACCACAACACGCAGGGUUUGCCAUGUCACAUGGUGGACCUGAAAGCACAUCAUGAGCUCCAACAAGCAGAUGUGCUUUGCCUUACAGAGACACAUUUGUCAGGGUCCUCUGUGGCUGAAACUUUUCAAUUGGAGGGGUACACCAUGUUCACACGUAGCAGACAGUUGUCUUACAACAGCUGUGUGAACAUGGCCAAAAAAGAGGGAGGUGGACUUGCGAUGUACUGUAGAGACACUGUGCAAGCAGAGCCCCGCAGGCACAUGCAACAGGUCACUGAUUUAGAGUUUGUUGUCCUUAAAAUUGAGGCUGCAGUCAAAGUGCUAAUAGCGACUGUGUACAAACCGCCAAGUUUUCAACUGGGAAUCUUUCUUCAAAACUUGAAAAAGGGCCUUGGUCAUAUGGCUGAGGUUUACUGAAGUUCUGCUUUAAAGAAGCCUCGAGCCCAGCAUGUCUCAGAAGAUAGUUAGGUUUAGUUUGGAGUUAGGCAGGUACCAGGGGGCUUGCUAAAGUUUUAGCUUCAUGUCUUGUGUCGAUGAGAAGCCUGUCUGAUUGGGAUAGUCGUAUGUAUGUGUGUAGCUUAAUCACUGCUGGCGACAAGAGUGCUUGUCUCGUCCCCUGACCUUGUUGUUACCUGUGUAUAAAUUGUGAAGACUCCUUUACUCUGGGCUCAUUCACUUGGCUCAUGAAUUUGACUGGGUGGUGAGUCCAUCUGCAGAUGGUUGGAUUAAACUUACAGAAAAGACAGAACUGACUUUACUCUUUUAUAGACAGAAAUUUCCGCCACAAUUUGGCGACGAGUGAUGGGAUCACUUCUGUGAGAGAGACCCUUAAACUCAGUGCAGACGGGUACCCGGGAGCUCGGACUUCAAAACCUCAACCUCGCCAUCACGUACGCACUUGAAUCGAUUCUUGCCACUUUCGGGUGGGCGUGACAGGUGUGUCAACAGGACAGGUUUGGGUUUUCGAACCACUGUAGAAUCAAGGAAGCUUCAGAAAAUUUGUGUGUAUGUACCUGAAUCGAUUCUCGCCACUUUUGGGUGGGCGUGACAGACGUGUCAACAGGGCAGGUUUGGGUUUCGAGCCGCUGUAGAAUCAAGGAAGCUUCAAAAGGGUUUCAGUCCCUGUGAGUUUUUCUAGAGAACUCUGGUUUGUGAUAGAGAGGAACUGAGAGCCAGCGAGCACUGAGAUUUUCCUUCUUGGGAGUAGAGCAAAUCAUGUGGGAAAUUGCCAUUGUUUGAAUAAACUUUGAAGGCCCGAUCUCUAUCGUCUAAAUGACUGCUGGUGAUCCGGUAGAUGCCCGGAUUUGUCCCUCUCUCUCGUUAGGGGGAAAGUAAUUUCUCAAAGUGGGUCGCAGUGCCAAUUCCACCCAGGGCGGGGCAGAGGGAGGCGAUCGCUGGUGGUUGAGAGCCUAAACACACCACCACCGUAUGCCACCGUCAGCCACAGCCCGCACCACACACGGAGCAACUCUGUGUACAACCCCCUGAAGACAGAAUUCCAGGCUCCCAUGGUGUAGGUGGCGGGGAGUGAGGGUUGAGUGCAGCUGGUUUAUAGGCCUUGGACAUACAGUGACAUGAAGGACGCUGCCGCGUUGAUUCCAGACGUCCGCAAUGGGGGAGCGGAGUUUGUGAUUCAGCUCAUGACCUUUUGCCGACAGUUCAAGCCCACCACUGCUGAACUGCAACGCCUGCUGAUGGUUCAGAUGGGUACAACGUGGGCCUGAGUUGUGGGCGACUACUCCGUGGAGGACAUCAGGGUAGAGAACUCUGACUGGGCCAGCGACGACAAUUUGGCAUACAGAGACGUCAUUGGACGUCUGUCUGAUUCUGUAACAUAGUCGGUACAGAAUCAGACAGACCUUCCCUCUGAAAUUAGACAUGGGGAAGAUUUCUGUUCCUCAACAACGAAAAGAACCGAAAUUCGACAGGCUUGACAGAAACAGUCCAAUUGGCUCAGUUGGCAUGCUACGAGCACCAAGCGAGGGGUCGCGAACGAGGACGAGGAAAGGGACGCCGGGGCAGAUUCAAAAAUCGCCCUGGCACCUGUCAUAGAUGUGGAAAAAUGGGACAUUGGCAAGACAACUGCCCAGAGAACGACGCAACGGUCGACUGACUAGCUGAGGAGCCGAGUACAGUGACGGACGAAUCUGGUUUUGACGCACAGGCUGAGGAGGAGAAGCAACCUACGCAUCUUUCAUGUGAGAGCACCAACACUGACACACACACACCACAAGAGAUGUAUGCCCUUACACUGCAAGCUAUCACAUAUCUUGAAAAUAAACAAAAAACAGCAGAAGAAAAGCUAACUGCAUUAUAUGCUUCAUUUUCCUCUGAAGCAUACCAAAACAGGCCUACGCACACUCUCAUAAUAGGGCAAACAUGCGCACCUUUUUGGUAGAUUCAGGGGCAGCGAUAUCUCUCAUUAGACAUGAUGCGCUAAACCCUACACCGAAGAUGAGUGCACGCUAUCUUAAAACCGUAGGAGUUUCAGGCUCCUCAAUGACAGAAAGGUACACCACUCCACUUGCAUGCGAAGAUGAGCUACAGGGCCGUUUUAAACACUCUUUCCUGCUUUCUAAACACUGUCCCGUGAAUCUCAUGGGGAUCGAUCUGAUGUGUGCUUUGGGUAUCGGUUUAAGAUCGACUCCGGAGGGGUUAGUGGUGGUUAGGGAAGCAGCCACAUUCGUGAAGUAUGGUAAAGAAGAUCUUUUUUACUCACAUCACUGGCAGCUCCCCCUCACAGCUCUUGAUUCUGUAAAUCACACCCUCCUGCAGACAGCCAGAGCAUGCACAGCGCACACACGCAAUACACAUGCAGACAUGGUGAGAGCACAAGACCUUCAGUGCACAGCACACAUCUCCCUCGGUCCUGAUACGAGCUUUGAAAAAAACUGGUGCAGGGAGAGACAGGGGCAAGAUAACUGAGGCUUGUGUGGUUGUAUUGGAACGACAAAAUGUGUGUUGCUUCUGUAACCUUGACGGAUUCCCACUCUCAGCGUUUGUUCUCGGUACCGAACUCUGACCCUCACAUUCCAUUGAUCAAACCAAAGGGGAAAGGGUGGCAGGAAUUGGGACCAUGGACCAGGGCGUGCAAUGAUGCAACAGGUUGGACACAGACAUCCGAUCCACAUGUUGAGUAUCACCGCCAUUUGAGAGCAUACAGAAAACGGUUUUCAGCUGUAAUAACUGCAGUACGAUCUGUUGAGCUCAUACCUGACACAAAAUGGGAUUUGUCAAAAUUUGUCAGGUCAAAUAAGGGCUGUUUUGAUUCUUUUGAUGCUUGUCAUGAAGGAUUUUUUGUUGAUGACGUCACUGAGGUACCAGAGUUAAGCCAAGUGCCAGCACACUUAUGGGCACAGCAUAAACAUGAUGUUGGGCUUAUCAAAAAUGCAGAACCUGUAAUAAUCACUCCAAAAUCUUCCUACAGGCCAUGCCAGAACCAGUAUCCCCUGAAAAAAGAGGCUGUGGAGGGCAUCAAACCAGUGUUUGAAGCACUCCGCAAGGCCGGCGUCAUCGUUCCGUGUGAAAAUUCACCCGUGCGCACGCCAAUCUUCCCAGUCAAAAAGAUCAAACAAGUGGGCCAGCCCGACGAAUGGAGGUUUGUACAAGACCUACAAGCAGUAAAUGCAGCCAUUCAUGCACGCGCGCCAACCGUCCCUAACCCUCACACCAUUCUCUCACAAGUUCCACCCGACAGUAAGUGGUUCUCUGUUGUUGAUCUAGCCAAUGCUUUCUUCAGCAUUCCUGUUCACCCAGACAGCCAAUUCUGGUUUGCGUUUACGUUUGAAAAUAAGACCUACACAUUCACGCACUUGUGCCAGGGCCUGUCUGAGUCACCAACAAUUUUUAACACAGCACUGUGCGACAAUUUGGAUUCUUUAAAGCUGCCCAGCAAUAGUGCGAUGAUGAUGAUGAUAUGUGGAUGAUCUGUUGAUUUGCUCUCCCACCAGAGAAGCCUGUGUAGCAGACACAGUGGCCUUGCUCUCCCAUCUGGCUGAUAACGGACACAAAGCAAGCCUGUCAAAUCUGCAGUUUGCCUGUGAGAAAGUUGUUUUCCUAGGUCAUGUGAUCAUAAGGGAAGGGAAGACUCUCUCCCUCCAGAAUAGCUGCAAUCCAGUCUAUUCCGAGGCCUCUCACCAAAAAGCAAGUAAUGAGUUUUUUGGGUAUGACGUCAUAUUGCAGACAAUGGAUCCUGAACUACGCAGAAAUAGAGGCACCAUUGGCAGCAAUCGCCCAUGGGAAAGGCCUCAAUGCGAACGACAAAGUUGAGUGGGCGACUGACGCUGACAAAGCAUUCACUGACCUCAAACUGGCCCUGCAGUCUCCCCCGACUCUGGGCCUGCCCGACUGCUCAAGACCUUUCACCCAGACAGUCGACGAAAAGGGUGGGUCCAUGACUUCCGUAUUGCUACAAGACCACGGGGGCCGCAACAGGCCUGUAGCGUACUUUUCUUGAUUCAGCGGCAGGCUUGCCUGCCUGCCUCAGAGCUGUGGCUGCUGCAGAGAAAGAAGUGAUGGCCUCUCGAGACAUUGUAGGGUAUUCUGAUCUGACACUGCUGGUACCCCACGCUGUCUCCUUGAUUUUGCUCGAGCAGAAAACCUCUCAUUUCUCAGCUGCUAGGUGGCUGAGAUACAACACCAUUCUGCUAGAGCUCCCAAACAUUACUGUGAAACGAUGUACAGUUCUUAAUCCUGCUACCCUUCUUCCCACAGCUGACGAUGGAGAGGCACACAACUGUGUUGCUAUCAUUAAUGAAGUCUGCUCUCCUAGAUCUGAUCUGCAGGAAGUGCCACUUCAGAAUGCAGGCCUGGAACUGUUUGUGGAUGGCUCAGCAUCAAGGGACCCAGGGACAGGAAAGAACCAAACAGGUUUUGCAGUCACAACAUUACAUGUCAUUGUUCUAGCUGAACCUCUCCCCUCAAACUACUCCGCUCAAGCCGCAGAGCUUGUAGCCUUAACGAAAGCAUGCACAUUGGCCAAGGACAAGUCUGUUAACAUUUUCACAGACAGUCAUUAUGCCUGGGGAGUUUGUCAUUCAUUUGGCCAAAUUUGGGCAAACAGAAAAUUCCUGACGGCUUCAGGAAAGCCAAUUGCACAUCACACAUUGGUUGCCUCCCUCCUCGAUGCUCUGCUGCUACCAAAACAAAUCGCUGUCUGUAAAUGUGAAGCUCACACUAACAAACCUGACCUCAUUUCACAGGGAAACGCCAGAGCAGACGCCGCUGCGAAGACAGCAGCUAAGCAGUGACUAACAAAACAAUGUGUUGUUAUCCCUGCCUCACCACUGACACCUUUCGCAGAUCUGCAGGAACUACGAGCGAAAGCCACUCCACAGGAGAAGGCCAACUGGAGGCAAGCUGGUUGCGCUGUCAAAGAGAAUGUUUGGUAUGGUCCUAACUACAAACCGUGCUUGCCCAAAUAUCUUUUUCCUCACUAUGCUACGUUGACACAUGGAUGAGAUCAUGUGUCAAAAGGGGGAAUGAUGAGUGAGAUACAAAGAUAUUGGUUCACAAAGGGCUUCUCAGCCUUCUCCCAAACUUUUUGCAAAAGGUGUGUGAUCUGUGCCACAAACAAUGCAGGGGGAGGUCUUCGGACGCAACAGGGUGCCCAUCCACCCCCUGAAAGACCAUUCAAUCAUUUACAAAUGGAUUUCAUUGAACUAACACCUAGUGAGGGAAAGAAAUACUGUCUCGUGGUGGUCGACAUGUUUUCUAAGUGGGUGGAAGCUUUCCCUACAUCCAAACAGGAUGCGGCAGCAGUUGCAAAAGCUUUAAUCACAGAAAUCAUCCCACGUUGGGGAAUUCCAGCUAAAAUAUCCAGUGAUAAUGGCACACCUUUUGUAAAUACAGCCCUGAAAACUGUGGGGGACUACUUAGGUAUUGACCUUAAACAGCACUGCGCCUACCACCCAGCAAGCGGAGGUGCCGUAGAAAGAGAAAAUGGCACCCUGAAAAACAAGCUUGCUAAAUGUUGCGAAGAAACAGGUCUGUCAUGGACCAAAGCCUUGCCAACCGUCCUCAUGCACAUGAGGGCUAGAAUCAGAGCUAAAAACAACCUUAGCCCUUUUGAAAUCUUGUUUGGUCGACCUCUGCACACCGGGAUUGGGCCCGGCACGAGACAGCUCCCAGGGACAGGUCAGUGUGAGGAUGAAAUGUUGCGUUAUUGUGCAAACCUGUCCUCUGUUCUUUCUGAUAUUCACAAACAGGU
Acanthopagrus latus (yellowfin seabream) is the source of this 7804-nucleotide messenger RNA. RefSeq lists its product as uncharacterized. The record is from RefSeq and is a predicted model, not a curated record. The transcript has a single exon. The coding region runs from base 37 to 1011 and encodes 324 amino acids. Lineage: Eukaryota; Metazoa; Chordata; Actinopteri; Spariformes; Sparidae.